Molecule: messenger RNA, 2598 nt
Organism: Chanos chanos (milkfish)
Lineage: Eukaryota; Metazoa; Chordata; Actinopteri; Gonorynchiformes; Chanidae
Gene: mafba
Product: MAF bZIP transcription factor Ba
Exons: 1
Coding region: 395-1582 (395 amino acids)
Biological process (GO): regulation of transcription by RNA polymerase II
Cellular component (GO): nucleus
Molecular function (GO): RNA polymerase II cis-regulatory region sequence-specific DNA binding; DNA-binding transcription factor activity, RNA polymerase II-specific
Source: RefSeq, a predicted model, not a curated record
GAGCCGAAAUCUCUGCGGUGCAGAGCUGGACAGCUGCUCUCCAAGCGAAAAAUCAGACGUCUUGUUUCUCCGCAACCCCCCUUCUCUGCAUUCUUGGCUUACGGACAUACAUUAUAGAGUUGCUGUAAGUGGGACGGGAGCCCUUUAACGGCACUCGCUAUUUUUUUUUAUUUAUAUUUUGAGUUCAGUACGGGCGAAAGGACUCGAAUUCCUACUUUUGCACUGAGAUUUAUCUCUUGCUACCUCUGUUUCUUGUGUUUUUUUUUAGCAGACUGAGUAGAUUGCAUCGGUGUGUAUUACGUGUAUGAUGCAAAUUCCGAUGUCUUGCUGUCCAUUAGGCAGAAAGUUUUUUUCUCCCUUUUCCAAGCUGUUUUAAACCAUCGAGCGGCACUGUAUGCUACAACAUUCGAGUGUGUCGCGUUGGAGGACUCACAGAAACUAUUGCAUGAGAAAGGAAAGGGAGGAAAAGCAAAAGUCGAUUUUUGCGACGCUGGCAAACACUCUCGCCUAUUUGCAAAACAGAGACACAAUGAGUGCUGAUCUUACCAUGGGUCCAGAACUGCCAACCAGUCCACUGGCAUUGGAAUACGUCAAUGACUUUGAUUUGAUGAAGUUCGACGUGAAGAAAGAGGCCUUGGCAGGACUCGACCGCUCCAACAUACGGCAGUGCAAUCGACUUCAGCCACAGGGGUCUGUGUCUUCAACUCCGAUCAGCACCCCUUGUAGCUCAGUACCUUCUUCGCCAAGCUUCAGUCCCACGGAACAGAAGAAUCAUUUGGAGGAGCUCUACUGGAUGCCCAGCGGUGGCUAUACGCAACAGAUAGACCCACAGACACUCAGCCUGACCCCAGAGGACGCUGUGGAAGCUCUGAUCGGUGCCACGGCCCAUGGGCAUCCACCUCCUCCCCAUGUCCAGCAGCAACUUCAACAAGGAGGCUUUGAGGGCUACAGAGCAGCGCAUCAUCACCACAGCCACGGCCACGCUCAACAACACCACCACCAGUACGGUGGGAUUCCCCACCAUCCUGACGACCUGCCAGGUCACCCGGGAGCACACAGUCACGUACACAGUCAGCAUCAUCAUCAUCACAGCCAGGAUCCUGACAGUCCGUCUCCUACCUCGCCUGGGUCCCAUCAGCAGCUUCAUCACCGUCACCACCACCAUCAUCAUCCGCAUGCCCACGCAGGCCAACAAGGUCACCAUGGCGGAGGGGCCGGUUUGAACGUGGAGGACCGCUUUUCUGACGAACAGCUGGUGUCCAUGUCCGUACGAGAGCUCAACCGACACCUGCGAGGCUUCUCCAAGGACGAGGUUAUCCGUCUGAAGCAGAAACGUCGGACCCUCAAGAAUCGCGGCUACGCUCAGUCUUGCCGUUUCAAGCGGGUUCAGCAGAAGCACGUUCUGGAGAACGAGAAGAAUCAGCUCAUCAAUCAGGUGGAGCAGCUAAAGCAAGAGAUCAACCGGCUGGCCCGUGAGAGAGACGCAUACAAACUGAAGUGCGAGAAACUAACUGGCGCGAACGGGUUCUGUGAGGCUGGGUCCACGAGUGACAACCCGUCUUCGCCAGAGUUCUUCAUGUGAGUCUCUCUAAUGCCUGACAACUGAUGCUGAAGAAAUAUGAUAGUAACCAACAUUACUGAUUAUGAUUAUACUAAUAACAACAUCUGUAUUCAUAUUAGAAAAAAUAAUCCACAAAAUAAUAAUCACAUAUGUAAUCAUCUCCAUCACUUGGCAACUGAAAUACAAAGACAAGUUAGAGUGUUUAUCAGAAGUGCAGCAUCUUUGUAGAUUAGUUGCUUGUAGAGAACAGACUUUUUUGUUUUGUCGAAAAGAAAAAAAAAAACAUCUGAUCAUAUUUCUGAACUUUCUUCGUAUCCAGUAACAAUUUCAUCUCAUAAGAAUAUUGGAUAACGUCGGACGAGUAUUCUUACAGUGAUUUUGUUCUUUGUUGGUCUGGGGGGAAAAAAAAUCUUAUGACACAAUGUUUGUGCUAAGAGGAGUGUACUUUGGACCUGCAUUCUUCCCUUGGCCCAAAAAGUGAGAGAUAAUUGAAAACAACAGAAUAUGCAAAACUUUUACUUCUCUCUUGUUACCCGCCUGCAACCUAGAACAUCGAAAGGGGGCCAUUUAUGCAACAUCUCAUUGGUUUAAUGCCUGCUUGGUUAUAUAUAAAUAUAUAUUAAAACAAAAAAAUCUGCAUUAAAAUAUUAAUCCUGCAUGCUGGACAUGUAUGGUAAUAACUUCUAUUUUGUACUUUCUUUUUUUUCUUGUGUAUCUUAAAUAGCAUGUUGUUGAUCCGAACUUCUCCAUAGCUGUUUUCUGGGCUUUAGAAUUGACACGGUGAUCAUAUCAAGAUGACUGCCUGUGCAGUCACAUGUUGUUUGGGUUUAUUUGGGCUUGUAAAUACGUGCAACAGCAAACUACAAACCAACAUUGAGGGGAUGGAUUUUAACUUUUUAAAUUGUUUUGUCGAGUAUUGAUUUCCAGAAAUUGGCGUUUUGCAGUUGCAUUUAAAGUCAACCAACUUUGUAUAUUAAGUGCACUUUUUGGAUAAUGAUUUUGGUAUUGGCAGUUUUCAUUUUGAGUUUUUUGCAGAC